Molecule: messenger RNA, 1218 nt
Organism: Leguminivora glycinivorella
Lineage: Eukaryota; Metazoa; Arthropoda; Insecta; Lepidoptera; Tortricidae
Exons: 3
Coding region: 1-1218 (405 amino acids)
Source: RefSeq, a predicted model, not a curated record
AUGCCUAAACGAAAGAGAGACGAGACGGAAGAAGACAAAUGGCGUAGAAGAAUAAAAAAAUAUGAAGCCAAGUUAAGGAAUAUUCACCGUGCUGUCUGCUCGAGUGAUGAUGAACGUGAUAUAAUUGAAGAUCACCUGGAAUACGAACAAGAUGCAGGUUAUGGUGAGCCUGCGCCUGCAGGUUCCGCCGCACAGUACGACGAGUACAUGUACGAUGACAUAAUUGAAGAUAAAUUGGAAACUGAAUCAGCUAUAUUAGCUGCCCCUGCUAGUCAUGCAAUCCAAUGUACCGCAGAAGUACACGCCGAAUCAGAGAUUCCGGCGCCUAAUAAUGCAGAUGUUCAAAAGGAAGUAACUUCUGCCGAAAACGAGGUCACUGCCGUGACGGAGGAUUUUGAUCCCGACUUAUUACGAGCCUUGGGCGAGUUUGAGCCAGAUGCUGUUGAGUGGGGCGACAAUGUUCACGAAGAUAUUGCUAAACAUUUUCAGCAUAUUCUUUUGAAUGGGUUAAAAAAGGAAACAAAAGAAGAGUUAAGUAAAAAAUAUCUCCAUCCAAAAAACGUUCCUUUUUCAAAAGCCCCAACUCUAAAUCCGGAAAUCGCCGCCAUGCUGACCGAGGCAUCCAGAAACCGGGAUAAUCGCAUUCUCGCCAAACAGGAGCAGAUAGGAAAAGCUCUUUCUGGUCUAGGCAAGGCUAUGACCUCCCUUUUGAAAAAGGAUCCUAAUAUAGCUGAAGCUAUACGUAUGUUAAGUGACGUCGGAAAAUUAGUUGCCGACGCGCACUUUGCCGAAACAGAAACUCGUCGGUCGGUCAUAAUUCCGCUGGUCGAUAAAUCGCUCAUCGAGCCCUUUAAAGAUAGGAAAAGGGAUAGUUUUUUAUUCGGCGAAAAGCUGGGCGAGUUAGUUAAGAACUCCCGCGGUAUCAAGAAAACUGGGCAGUUGAUUCAAGCAGCCCCUACAGGAGCUGUUUCAAGCUCCGUUUUAAACUGGAGGCCCCCACCGCCACGCCCGCGCCUGCAGCGCGGCGGCCAGCUGCCGUAUCCCGGCCGCGGCGGGGGGCACCGCGGGUACUACCACUACCAACCCCGGCGCCGAGCGCCGCCAGCCCAGAACACGACCUCCCGGCGCCAGGCGCAGCAUUCGCCGCCGGCGCCUCCGCCGCCGAAGCGACAAGCAGCCCAGGCAGCGCGUCCGCCGGCCAACCAGCCACAAUCAUAG